This is a messenger RNA of Rana temporaria (common frog), 3386 nucleotides long. RefSeq names its product transcription factor 7 like 1 (gene TCF7L1). Gene Ontology annotation, molecular function: DNA-binding transcription factor activity, RNA polymerase II-specific; RNA polymerase II cis-regulatory region sequence-specific DNA binding. The coding region runs from base 125 to 1792 and encodes 555 amino acids. Gene Ontology annotation, biological process: regulation of transcription by RNA polymerase II; canonical Wnt signaling pathway. The transcript has 12 exons. The record is from RefSeq and is a predicted model, not a curated record. Lineage: Eukaryota; Metazoa; Chordata; Amphibia; Anura; Ranidae. Gene Ontology annotation, cellular component: beta-catenin-TCF complex.
AGGGGGGGGGGAACUUUUCUACAACUUGGCGGACUAUGAGCCUGUCCUAGUGCCGGGGAGAUCGGCUACAGAUCGGAUCGUCUGUUGUGUUCCGGGCCUCGGAGACUUGUGAUCGGGGGUCACCAUGCCUCAGCUGAACAGCGGCGGGGGGGACGAGCUGGGGGCCAAUGAUGAGCUCAUCCGCUUCAAGGACGAGGGCGAGCAGGAGGACAAGAGCCCCGGGGAGGAAUCGGCCGAGGGGGAUCUGGCCGAUGUCAAGUCAUCGCUGGUCAAUGAGACUGAGAAUCACAGCAGCGACUCCGACUCCGAGGUGGAGAGGCGCCCCCCUCCCAGAGACAGUUUCGAGAAGCACCGGGAUUACCUGUCAGAAGCAUUUAGGAGGCAGCAAGAUGCAUCUUUCUUCAAAAGCCCUCCCUAUGCGGGCUACCCCUUCUUGAUGAUCCCUGACCUCGGAGGCCACUACUUGCCCAAUGGUGCCCUCUCGCCCAGUGCCCGCACGUAUUUACAGAUGAAAUGGCCUCUCCUUGAUGCCCCAAGCACAGCCGGCUUGAAGGAUGCCAGAUCACCAUCACCCGCACAUUUGUCCAACAAAGUUCCGGUUGUUCAACACCCACAUCAUAUGCACCCUUUAACACCCCUCAUCACUUACAGCCAAGACCGCUUCUCACCAGUCACCCCACCUGGACACUUGUCACCCGAAAUAGACCCAAAGACCGGAAUUCCCCGUCCUCCUCAUCCGUCAGAGCUGUCUCCAUACUACCCUCUAUCUCCAGGAGCUGUAGGGCAGAUUCCUCAUCCUCUGGGAUGGCUGGUUCCACAGCAAGGUCAGCCCAUGUACUCCAUUCCUCCAGGUGGCUUUAGACAUCCGUAUCCUACGUUGGCCAUGAAUGCCUCAAUGUCCAGUCUGGUUUCCAGCCGCUUCUCUCCACAUAUGGUGUCCCCUCACCAUCAUCAUCAUGGCUUGCACACCUCAGGGAUCCCUCACCCUGCCAUAGUCUCACCUGUCAUCAAGCAGGAGCCGUCCUCUGGAAGCCUCAGCCCAAAUCUUCAUUCGAAGCAAUCGGCUGCAGUUAAGAAAGAAGAGGAGAGGAAGCCACAUAUUAAAAAGCCUUUGAAUGCCUUCAUGCUGUACAUGAAAGAAAUGAGAGCGAAGGUGGUUGCGGAAUGCACGCUCAAAGAGAGCGCUGCCAUCAACCAGAUCCUUGGCCGCCGGUGGCACUCAUUAUCUCGAGAAGAACAGGCAAAGUACUAUGAGCUGGCAAGAAAAGAGAGGCAGCUUCACUCUCAGCUUUAUCCCACAUGGUCUGCACGAGACAACUAUGGAAAAAGAAAGAAACGGAAGAGAGAGAAGCAGCAGUCGCCAGAAUCGGAAGCUUGUAAAGUAAAGAAGAUAUGUGUGCCUCAUCAUCUUCCUCCCGAGAAAUCAUGUGACAGCCCAGGCUCCUCCCAUGGUAGCAUGCUGGACUCUCCAGCAACACCUUCCGCUGCCCUCGCUUCUCCAGCAGCACCAGCGGCUACCCACUCUGAGCAGGCUCAGCCACUCUCACUCACCACCAAGCCUGAAUCCAGAAUACAGAUGUCACUCAGCCACUCUGCUGCCUUCUUGGCCUCCAAAUCUCCGUCCUCCAGUCUGUCAGGACACAUGCCAUCUUCUGUCGGAUCUCCACUGUUCUCCCGUCCCAUCCCGUUUACAUCCUCCAUGCUGUCUCCACAUGUCUUCCCAUCAGCCCUGCAAGCUUUACCACUGCUGCAGACACAACCCCUGUCUUUGGUGACCAAAUCCAGUGACUGACUUGAAAGGAUUUAUGGCCCAGAUAGCUAGGACCCACACAGAUGGAAGGAGUAGUCCCUGUAGACCUGCACAUACCCCGCUCUGCACUCUUGAUAUUCAGCUUUGCAGAUAUGGAUGUUCUGCACUGACUCGUGUUUAUAAAAAUGCCCUGCAUUCGGGACCCCGUCAUUCUUGUCUUUGAUGCAUUCAAGAAUGGAACAAUGCUUUUGUGGAUAUGGACAUCACUGUGCACUGAUGCAUACAGUUCACUGCAUUGGCCCUACAGGACAUUAAUUAUUUCAUAAGUGACUCAUGAUUGGACGAUCCACUGAUGGAAUUUCUAGUGUUGAUGCUAACCAUUAUUUGGUAUGGUGCAGGCAGACCAGGCUACUGUCCCAGGCUGUAAUUCUCCAACACCCAGUAUAUCGCAUACUUGGCCAGAAAAAAACAGACCCACACGGAUUAUUGGUCAAUAUUUGACCUGGCGGCUUUACCGUUGGUUCUGCUGAUCUUGUUGUUAAAUCCUUUUUUUUUCUGUAUUUUUUAAAUAAAAUUUAAAUGGGGUAAAUAGGAAAAAAAUCCAUGUAAAUUGUACAUAGAAAUGUGCCCAGGUAAGGAAACAUGGGCUAUGCAUGUUUGCUUUUAUUGGGGGGGGGGGGAGGGUUUUUUUUAUGUUCUAAGAGUCGGGUCUAAUUUCAAAAGUGUGCUCAUUGCCAUGUUUUGGAGGCAGCCAUUUUGUUGGUUUGACUUGUAUCUAAGAGAAUGCAGCUUCACAAGGAAAUCACAGCCAUUGAUCCAGUCAAUUUGUGGUCAGAUGUGACGUAUUAAUUUAGAAAUAGGUGGCAUUGCUAUUCUGAGACCUAAUGGCACCGUUUAAGUACUGACACUAUCCAUGGUCAGACGUUCUGUGGGCUUAAAAGGAACCUGUCAUGAUGGCCUUUUAUUGGCACCAACUAAGCUUCCUAUCUGCUGCUAGGUUGCUACUAUUGCUUGACUCCCGAAGAAGCUCUACAUCCAGAGCAAGCUUUUCAGUAUUUUGUGUAAGAACUGUAGAGCUAUGCCCUGCCAAAACUUUAUUCCAGGAGUCAUCAGUGGCUGCCUCUGGCACUGGAUGGGAACUUCUGCUGUGACAGCCAAUGGCCGUCUUUGCAGGUUCCCUAGAACAAUUUCAUAGAUUGCAACCUAAAACUUUUCAAGGAAGUCCUUUCAUCAGAACAAAUAGCCAAGUAUUUGUUUCACUUUUUAUUUUAUAAAAUGCGGUUUAAAUUGUCUCUGAUGUCACUACAUCCUUGUGAAUUGAUAGGCUGAGUAUUUAUUAUCCCUACAGAAUGGCAGUCUCGAGGGUGAUGGGUUCACAUUGAGUCCUGGACUGGAGGCUGCAGUCUUUAUCUGGCAUUCCCUGGGUUAAUUUCACCUAUAUAUGUAUUUUUAUUUUUUUUGUUUUUAUUUCUCCCACUUAUUCUGAGGUUUUGUGUGUUAUUUUCCACCUUUUUUCUUCAUUCCAGUCUUCUCUCCAGUUUUAUUAUGUAUUUUUUUUUUUUUUUUUUUUGUUUCAUGGAAAAGAAAACUCUUGAAAAAAAAUGUGACUUUUUGUAACAAAAUAGAAAAUAUAUUG